AUGACACAUUUAUACGAGGAGGUUUACAAGAAAAGAAAAUAUUUUGACCGGGCCUUAUGCAAUGAUUAUGAAGACUGGUUAAACAAAAUUCAAUUUUCAAAAACUGUAUAUAUUGGAAAUUUGUCCAUUUAUACAACAGAGCAGCAAAUAUAUGAGCAUAUGUGCAAGGCAGGUGAUGUUGAAGACAUAAUUAUGGGUCUGCACAGAACGGAAAAAUUCCCAUGUGGCUUUUGUUUUGUGGUUUAUAAAAAGAAAGAAGGUUAUACUCAAGCUGUUAAUUUUCUUAACAAUUCAAUACUAGAUGGUAGGAUUAUAAGAGUUGAUGAAGAUUUAGGGGUAAUAGGAAAAAGAAAAUAUGGAAGAGGAAAAACGGGGGUACAAAAAAGAGAUGAAAGAAAUAAAUAUUAUGAUGAAGAUAGACCAAAAGUGCUUGAUAACUUAGUGGAUUAUAAUUUAAUUACAAAAAAAAGAAAAUAUGAUAAUACGAAUGUUAAUAAUACAUAUUAUGAAAGAAAUGUUAAACAAAGGACUUUAAUCAAUAAUAAUUCUCUUUAUUCGAAUGAUUUUAGAAAUAAUAAACAAGUCAACUUAAAACCAACUGUUACGCUGUACCCAAAUGUACAACAUUUAAUGACAUUUGGUAGAAAUAAAAAUAACAGAUUGUAUAAUUUUCACACGAAAAGGGAUAGAAAAAAAUAUGGGUAA
Plasmodium malariae is the source of this 705-nucleotide messenger RNA. It is a transcript of the gene CBP20, whose product is annotated as nuclear cap-binding protein subunit 2, putative. Lineage: Eukaryota; Apicomplexa; Aconoidasida; Haemosporida; Plasmodiidae. Gene Ontology annotation, cellular component: nuclear cap binding complex. The coding region runs from base 1 to 705 and encodes 234 amino acids. Gene Ontology annotation, molecular function: RNA cap binding. The record is from RefSeq and is a predicted model, not a curated record. The transcript is spliced from 2 exons. Gene Ontology annotation, biological process: mRNA cis splicing, via spliceosome.